This is a messenger RNA of Racocetra persica, 575 nucleotides long. NCBI's taxonomy places the organism in Eukaryota, Fungi, Glomeromycota, Glomeromycetes, Diversisporales, Gigasporaceae. The record is from the annotation of a GenBank genome assembly.
AGUUUUUUGGUAUUCUUACCGGAGUCCCUUUAAUUAGACCGGCUGCUGGAAUAGCCCUGGGUCUUUUUGCUGGUCAAAUUUAUACUGAUAUCAACGGCUUGGAAGAUAGACUAGGAGAGAUGGACUUUAAAAUUGCGGGAACUGAGAACGGCAUUUGUUCUUGCCAAUUAGACGUAAAAAAUCAAGGAAUUAAUCACGAAAUAUUCAAAGAAAGUUUAGUCAAAGGCCGCACGGCUCGGCUUGCUAUUUUACAAGAAAUGAAAAAAUAUAUCUACCAGCCGCGGCCAAGUUUGCCGGUUCAGCAAACAGCUAAUAAAUAUUGUGGAGUUCCACUAAAUUUUUUAAAAAAAGAAAAGUCAGUGGUGACUUGGAGAACAAAAACGACCAAAGGUCCAAUUUGGUUUCCGUAUAACAAUUUAAGUAAAAAAAGAGUAUGCCUUCCCCAAUUAAUAGAAUUUUGGGAAAAAGGCUUGGGAGAAAAGAAAUUAAAUUUUCUGGCUAUUGCUGACUAUUAUCCUUACGCUAUCGGUGAAUUUCUUCACCGUUGUAAGGAAAAAAAAAUUAAGCCAGUAUGA